AUGGGCCAGGAUCCUACUGCUGGUGGGCAUGAAGGUUGGCUUGAAAGACCGGAAGUUAAGAGCUCGACCAAAGCGGCUAGAGUAUCAGGAUCCAGAAGUACAACCACGUCUUCCCAGAACUCGCGAGCGAGCUUUGACUUUGCAAGAACCGGCCCAACAGACCUCGAGCCUCUUGCUAAGUCUGCCGCUGGAGACCACGGGAGUACCGCACGGGCAAGAGGAAUGAGCGUCGAGAGUGGCGAUGGUGGCAUUGUAUUUGUACCUGGGACCAAAUCGAGGAAGAUCGUCACAGAAAUAUUUGGUGGGAUCAAUGUAGAACGGGAAGGAUAUUCUGAAGCAAUAGAUAUCCUCUAUAGCACCACAACCUUCAACUUCGCCUCUCGCCAUCUCCUAUACAGCUUCCCGUCACUAGUUCUCCCGCAACGCUUCGCACUUAUUAGUUCUAUUGAAAUGACAUGGGAGUUUGUCAAUCUAGGCGCCGAGGUCAUCCUCGAUGCACACAAGCAACUUUAUAACGACAUGUGGGCUAUGCUUGCUGGUAUGCCUAAUCUUCGGCGUAUCAAGGUCGCUGUCGGUGCCCAUGAGUGCCCCGACCAGGUACCAGCCGACUUGCAGGAAGUGUGGCUAGGGCCUCUGAAGCAGGUAGGGAGAAAGGAUAUUUUUGAGCUGCUAGUCCCGGUGUCGUAUGGGAAGCAUUUCCGUGUUGACGACGGAUCGAACUUUACGCUUUUAACGGUCCCGGAUAUUAUUACGGCCGUGAGUUGUUUUGGAAGCGCCAGCAUUACAUGA
This is a messenger RNA of Venustampulla echinocandica, 789 nucleotides long. RefSeq lists its product as uncharacterized. The transcript has 4 exons. The record is from RefSeq and is a predicted model, not a curated record. NCBI's taxonomy places the organism in Eukaryota, Fungi, Ascomycota, Leotiomycetes, Helotiales, Pleuroascaceae. The coding region runs from base 1 to 789 and encodes 262 amino acids.